This is a messenger RNA of Ctenopharyngodon idella (grass carp), 1798 nucleotides long. RefSeq names its product H-2 class II histocompatibility antigen, A-U alpha chain. Gene Ontology annotation, molecular function: MHC class II protein complex binding. The transcript is spliced from 4 exons. Gene Ontology annotation, cellular component: MHC class II protein complex; membrane. NCBI's taxonomy places the organism in Eukaryota, Metazoa, Chordata, Actinopteri, Cypriniformes, Xenocyprididae. The coding region runs from base 713 to 1489 and encodes 258 amino acids. Gene Ontology annotation, biological process: positive regulation of T cell activation; peptide antigen assembly with MHC class II protein complex; immunoglobulin production involved in immunoglobulin-mediated immune response. The record is from RefSeq and is a predicted model, not a curated record.
ACAGUUCAGCUGCCUGCAAAACAGGAAAUACUAGGUUUACUGUUGUGGGUGUUUAAAUGCUAUUUACAAGUAAACUUAGUCACUUUGAAAAAUACAGCAUGUGUUUUCGGUUUAGCACAAGGGCAUUUUGAUUGCUUGUUAUUUUACUGGGUUCCCACAAUCAUGUAAAACUUAAUUAGGGAACUUUUUUUUUUUGGAAAUUUUCACUCAGCUGUAAAAUCAAUGGGAAUUUAAAAGCACAACUAUAAUGAUUAACUAUAUUAGCGUUCACACCAGCUGACAAUAUGGUUCCGUUUAUUCUUGCGCGCGCUGCAAUUUUGUGUCUGCCUUUUUAAAUGCUCGCGCUCUUUAAAACAGGAUGGAUUCUGAUUGGCUGUCAAUGUUUUUAUCGUUCAUCAGCUGGAAAAAUAUCGCUCUGAAAGUGAUUCCAACAAUAUCUUUUCUCUGUGUCGCUAUUAUUUAUAUCGCUAUAGUUAUCGUUGUUGUGUACAGGCCUUGUAUUUAAUUUUAUUUACCAGUUCAUAUUAGAUCUCGGUCAGUCCAGAGCGUUUAUAGUUUCUAAUAUCAUAGGUUUGAGAAUGUAAACAAUGGUUACAUGCAUCACAAAAGAACUGAAACCUGAUUAGCAGAUGGAAUUCAGUGCUCUAGUUUCUAUCAGGCAUGAGGAACCUGUACUGUGCAGAAUGGACGAGGAAGUAAAUAUUACCAGUAAAUGCCCUGUCUGUGGCAUUCGGCUGUUGACCUUGAAAUGCUUCGCGUGAUCUUUCUCAUUUGCAAGUUUUCAGUUUUUUGGAGUUUUUCAAGAGCUCAAGGAACCAAGCAUUUAAUGCGUCAGCUGACAUACUGUCAUAUAGAGAUGAUGGACGCUGGUUUUGAGCUGGAGUUUGACGGCGAGGAGCUCUGGCACGUCGAUCCCGCGAACUACAUCGCAAGACGGCGUUUGCCGGAGUUCGCCGCAGACUGGAGCCUCGACCGCAAUCUGCCUUCUCAAGCGCACUACUCCAUCGGGACCUGCUUCUAUAAUAUUCCGUACGGUGUUAAAGGAGAAAAUAAUCCACCUGAAUCCAUCGUUCCUCCGACCACACUGCUGUACACUAAGAGUGACGUGAAGCUCGGUGUUGAAAACACCCUCAUCUGUUUGGUGACCCACUUUCACCCGCCGCCUGUGAAUAUCUCCUGGACCAGGAACGGAGAGCCGGUGAGUGAGCUGGACGUCAGUGAGACGCAGUAUUACUCCAACCCGGACUUCAGCUUUCGCAUUUUCUCCUACCUGAACUUCAGUCCUGAGCGGGGAGACAUUUACGCCUGCACCGUACGACACCGGGGACUGCAGGAGGAAAUCACCAGGUUCUGGGAGAUGGAGGUGCCGGAAGACUCUCAGAAGGUCGAGACAGCAGUGCUUAUAAUCGGAAUUCUUGUAGGAUUUCUGGGAUUUGUGGUGGGAAUCAUUCUGAUCGUAAAGAGCAAGAUGGAGCUGCCGGCUGUGUGAUUCUUCACAACAUUCAGACUUCUGCUGCUCUUCCACAAACAUCAUCCUCAAACUGUCAAUCAUUUGUUUAUUCUGAUUUUUAAUAUAAAUAAAUGUAACUAUUUAUUGAAUAUUUUAGUCUUUUAUCAUACAGUAUUUGUUUGUAUAGCUUUUUCAGGUGUUACCGUAUUGACCACCUUGCAAAAGGAUGUCAGAACGGAAAGUGAUUUAUUGAGAAUAACCUACAUUUUCUUUAAACAUUUACAUCGUUACUUCAGCAUCAUGACAACAUCCACUUUAACCUAAAUAAAUGUAAUAAUUUUAAAUUCA